Molecule: messenger RNA, 984 nt
Organism: Cylindrotheca closterium
Lineage: Eukaryota; Bacillariophyta; Bacillariophyceae; Bacillariales; Bacillariaceae
Source: the annotation of a GenBank genome assembly
AUGGCGGGCUAUGAUCCUGGAUAUGCAAUUUGUGGCAGACUUUAUGUUUUGCUCCUUGGGCUAGGUGCAAUUGGGGCCUCAGUCCUGCUCCUGUUCUCGUGCCAACUUUUCUCCUACGAAACUACAGAUGGCGAGUUGAGUGGAGGACUUGAACCCCCUUUUGAUCAGCUAUCGUCUGCCUCCGUUGGACUGUUUUCUUUCUCCGAAUUAACCACAACUGACGAAGAUGCGAUCUUUGGCGACCAAUGCGUCAAAUACGAUGACUGGCAAAUUGCAGGACAAAAUGUAUACUUCUCAGUGGCCCAAAUAUCCGCCAUAGCUGCUCCUGUGCUGGGGUUUCUGGCUUGGGUCCAGGUUUUCUUUGACAUGAUCUGCUGUAGACUCUGCGGGAGUUUUGUUUUGAUCAGUUUGUUAUUUUUCACUGCAUCGGCUCUUCAGGGCUGCACAUUUUUGGCUUUUGCGGAUUCUGAGUUUUGCUUGGAGGUCGAUUCGUUGAACAGUUGCACUCUUCAAACUGGGGCGUGGUACUCCCUUGGAGCAGCAGUAGCAUAUCUUAUUCUUUCGGUGCUUGCGCCAAUUGUUCCUAUUUCACCAUUUGAGGAACGCAAGGGAUGCUGCAUUGUGCGAGGAACACCAAAGGAGGUUGAGCAACCGACUUCAAGCAAGAACAGGACUGCUAAGAAUGAUACAACGGCUCAGAUUAGCAAAGCAACUGGAAAGCGUGAGGAAACUAAGAAAUCUGAUCUGAAACAGCGCGACGUAGAAGCGAAUGAUGCAUACGAUUCAGGUCCCGGAGAGACAACUGAUGACGACGAGAAGACUACGAACACGAACAAUGAAGGUACCGCUACUUUAGCUGAAGAAGACGCAGUUGAAGAGGAGGACAAGGGUGGACUGUGCAGCGGUGGUUUCUUUGACAACAUCUGCGGCAAGAACGAACAGGGAACUGAGGCGCAACAGCCAAAAAAGAAUGACGACCAUUAG